Protobothrops mucrosquamatus (brown spotted pit viper) is the source of this 1468-nucleotide messenger RNA. Its product is annotated as transmembrane protein 68. The transcript has 7 exons. Gene Ontology annotation, cellular component: membrane. Bases 13 to 1011 code for a protein of 332 amino acids. Gene Ontology annotation, molecular function: acyltransferase activity. The record is from RefSeq and is a predicted model, not a curated record. NCBI's taxonomy places the organism in Eukaryota, Metazoa, Chordata, Lepidosauria, Squamata, Viperidae.
UUCUUCCCAAACAUGAUACACCAAAAUGAAUCCUGUGGUACAGAACAGAUAUUCAUAUCCUAUUUAAGAUGCAUGCUUUAUGUAUUAGAAGAAUGGACUGGAGUGGAACGCCUGGGAGAAUAUUUGAGUUACCUCAUCUAUCUCAUAUGGCUAUUUAUGCCACUACUCAUAGGAUUUCUGCUUCCACUAGUUUUUCUCCUCCUCUUUUAUAUUUCUGCUAUCAUUGUUCAUAUUUACAAAAGAAGGACAGACAUAAAAGAAGGUCACUUGAAUGAUUUCUGGGAUGGUGCAAGACAAAUGUUGGCAACUAUAUGGUAUGCUCAUGCAAGAAUAUGGAAUGGUUAUGAGGUACAUGGUCUUGAAAAACUACCAGAUGGACCAGCAAUGAUUAUUUUUUAUCAUGGAGCAACUCCCAUAGACUUUUUCUACUUGUUAGCCACUGUUCUUAUCAGGAAAAGAAGAAUCCUCCAUAUAGUUGCUGAUCAUUUUGUAUUUUUAGUUCCAGGUAUACAGUUAUUAAUUAAUGUGUUCCAUGCUCUGCAUGGAUCUCAAGAAGAAUGUAGAAAAGUAUUAGAGAAUGGAGAACUGGUGCUAAUUUCACCAGGGGGAGUACGGGAAGCACUGUUCAGUGAUGAAAAUUAUACUAUUAUGUGGAGAAAUCGCAAAGGAUUUGCUCAAGUGGCCAUUGACGCGAAAGUACCCAUCAUUCCCACGUUCACACGAAAUAUUCGGGAACAUAUUCGAAUAGUUGGAGGACAAAUAAAAUUAUUAAGAUCGAUAUAUGAGUAUCUUCGUUUGCCACUAGUUCUUCUGUAUGGAAACUUUCCAGUUAAACUGCAGACAUAUUUGGGAGAUCCUAUUCCAUAUGAUCCAAACAUAACAGCAGAAGAACUGACCGAAAAAACAAAGGAUGCACUACAAUGUUUAAUAGACAAACAUCAGAAAAUACCAGGAAAUGUGUGGAGAGCCUUGAUAGAACGAGUUUCAACAGAGAAACAAGACAAUGAAUAACUUUGGCAAAUCAUUGUGAAAAUUUUUGAAUGAUAUUUUAAUGUGAUAUAUUAUUUAAGAAUUGUUACAAUAGUUUUUUAUUUGCUGUGCAAAUGUAUAAUUUUACAGAAAACCAGACUUUGAAGAUCAUUGUUACAUGUAUUGCUCAGGAAAGUAAACCUUUCAGUAUAAAUACUUUGUUUUCACAGAAAUAAAACUAUAGUUUAAAAACCACAAUCCUAAUUUGGAAUAAGAUGUAAACAUGAUUUUUAGGCUUUUUGAAAAUGCAUCAAAUAUAUAGCAUAUUUCUAGUACUUCUUAAAUUAAGUGUAAGCUUUAAAUGGAUUGGGACUAAAUUUCGUAUUUUUUUAUAAAACUUGGAUAUUUUUUUUAUUCCAUGUAUUCUCCAAUGUAGUAGAAGUUCUCUUUGAUUCCUCUAUUAAAUCAGACUUGCGCUAAUUCAUUUUUAUGAAAAAUA